AUGGCCGGGGAGGGUGGCGGCCAUGGACACGCAGGGAAGGCAGCACCCCGGCUUCUUUGGGGUGGAACGCAGGGCGUGAGGCCGGGCAGGAGCCCCGGGGACCCCACUCGGGGCCGGUGCCCGGAGCCCCUCCUGAUGGGGAGCUGCCUGCGUCCUCUGCUUCGAGUCCUGGGCCCCCGGUCCCAAGCCGGUCACCACCUGAGAGCGACUCGAUUCCUCGUCCUGUCUCCGGGAGUCGGGGUCUCUGUCCCGAUGGUGAAGCUGACCUACCGGCCUGUCCCGCACUCCCCCCUAAGCCCCAGCAGCCCCCGCAUUCUCCGGCCUGGGCUGCCUGGGGGCCGCCGUGCCACUGCGCUGGGCGGAGCCGGACUGCAGGUGACAGACGCCAGCACCCGGAGGAGGUGCAAAGCUCAUAAACAGAUGCAGGACCAGCACAAAGGGGGGAUGGGCCUUGGUCCCCUGAACCAGGAGGAGGCGUCCUAUAGAAAGCCGCUCAACCCUCCAGAGACUCGGAGGUCAGGGGAGAGGGCGCCUGACGACAGUCCUGUGAGCACUCGCACCCCUUCCCCGGCCGCGUCCCACCCUCCUGAACACCCUCCACCUGGCCCCGUAACGACAAGGAAGGAGAGCCCCCCAGAGGACCGUGUGGGACGCGGGCAGAGGAAGGAGAGCCCCCCAGAGGACCGUGUGGGACGCGGGCAGAGGAAGGAGAGCCCCCCAGAGGACUGUGAGGGACGCGGGCAGAGGAAGGAGAGCCCCCCAGAGGACUGUGAGGGACGCGGGCAGAGGAAGGAGGGGCCCCCCGGAGGACUAGGAAGGAGGGGCCCCCCGGAGGACUGUGAGGGACGCGGGCAGAGGAAGGAGGGCCCUCCAGAGGACUGUGAGGGACGCGGGCAGAGGAAGGAGAGCCCCCCGGAGGACUGUGAGGGACGCGGGCAGAGGAAGGAGAGCCCGCCAGAGGACUGUGAGGGACGCGGGCAGAGGAAGGAGAGCCCCCCAGAGGACUGUGAGGGACGCGGGCAGAGGAAGGAGAGCCCCCCAGAGGACUGUGAGGGACGCGGGCAGAGGAAGGAGAGCCCCCCGGAGGACUGUGAGGGACGCGGGCAGAGGAAGGAGGGCCCUCCAGAGGACUGUGAGGGACGCGGGCAGAGGAAGGAGAGCCCCCCAGAGGACUGUGAGGGACGCGGGCAGAGGAAGGAGAGCCCCCCGGAGGACUGUGAGGGACGCGGGCAGAGGAAGGAGGGCCCUCCAGAGGACUGUGAGGGACGCGGGCAGAGGAAGGAGAGCCCCCCAGAGGACUGUGAGGGACGCGGGCAGAGGAAGGAGAGCCCCUCCCCCCGGAGGAUCGUGUGGGACGCGGGCAGAGGAAGGAGAGCCCCCCCAGAGGACUGUGAGGGACGCGGGCAGAGGAAGGAGAGCCCCCCAGAGGACCGUGUGGGACGCGGGCAGAGGAAGGAGGGCCCUCCAGAGGACUGUGAGGGACGCGGGCAGAGGAAGGAGAGCCCCCCAGAGGACUGUGAGGGACGCGGGCAGAGGAAGGAGAGCCCCCCAGAGGACUGUGAGGGACGCGGGCAGAGGAAGGAGAGCCCCCCAGAGGACUGUGAGGGACGCGGGCAGAGGAAGGAGAGCCCCCCAGAGGACCGUGAGGGACGCGGGCAGAGGAAGGAGAGCCCCCCAGAGGACCGUGUGGGACGCGGGCAGAGGAAGGAGGGCCCUCCAGAUGACUGUGAGGGACGCGGGCAGAGGAAGGAGAGCCCCCCAGAGGACUGUGAGGGACGCGGGCAGAGGAAGGAGAGCCCCCCAGAGGACUGUGAGGGACGCGGGCAGAGGAAGGAGAGCCCCCCAGAGGACUGUGAGGGACGCGGGCAGAGGAAGGAGAGCCCCCCAGAGGACUGUGUGGGACGCGGGCAGAGGAAGGAGAGCCCCCCCAGAGGACUGUGA
Dama dama (fallow deer) is the source of this 1941-nucleotide messenger RNA. Its product is annotated as basic salivary proline-rich protein 2-like. The record is from RefSeq and is a predicted model, not a curated record. The transcript is spliced from 5 exons. Bases 1 to 1941 code for a protein of 646 amino acids. Lineage: Eukaryota; Metazoa; Chordata; Mammalia; Artiodactyla; Cervidae.